Tuber melanosporum (Perigord truffle) is the source of this 1336-nucleotide messenger RNA. RefSeq lists its product as uncharacterized. The transcript is spliced from 3 exons. The record is from RefSeq and is a predicted model, not a curated record. The coding region runs from base 300 to 941 and encodes 213 amino acids. Gene Ontology annotation, cellular component: cytoplasm. Gene Ontology annotation, molecular function: gluconokinase activity. Lineage: Eukaryota; Fungi; Ascomycota; Pezizomycetes; Pezizales; Tuberaceae.
UGGAGCUCUCCCUUUUACUUUUUUAACAACCUUUCGUAGGGCCCUUGGUGUGUGGCACUCACUGAGGACUGGAGUGAGACCAAGUAUUUAAAGCUUCUGCUAACCCACCUGCUCUGGCCGCAUCCGUUUGUGUCUGCCCAUAGUCUACCUAGCCGUGCACUGGUAAUACCAUACGACAAUAGCUUGCUGCUCAUUACGCCAUAAGAGCAUAAUUCCUACUUUACCUCUUUGUUUGCGGAGGACCCUACCCCUUCCUCCUACGUACUACCUACCACCUUCCAGAGCUUUAGCUGCCCAUCAUGCUCUCCUACAACGAGAAAUCUGGAGUCUACGUCUCCACCCCAUCAGCAAUCCACACGAUGGGAAAAGUUCAAUCAAUACCAAAGCACGAGACACGACUCCGACAUAUAUGGAUCAUCACGGGCCCAGCCGGGUGCGGGAAGUCCUCAGUAGCAGACUUCCUGGCAAAGCGUCUGAACCUGCCGUACAUUGAAGGCGACGACUUUCACCCCCGUUCCAAUGUCGAAAAGAUGGCCAAUGGCAUCCCCUUGACCGACGACGACCGCUGGGACUGGCUCGAAACACUCCGCAACAAGGCCGUUGAAGAGCUGCAGUCUGGAGCAGAGGGAUGCGUCGUCACCUGUUCGUGUCUGAAGCGCCGUUACCGAGACGUCAUUCGCAUUGCCGGUCGUGAGGCCGACGAUGUGGUCGUCCGGUUCGUCUAUCUUCGUGCCAGCGAGGAAUUACUGCUCAAAAGGGUCAGGGCGCGGAAGAACCACUACAUGAAGGACGACAUGGUGCACAGCCAGUUCACGGCGUUGGAGGAACCGGACGAGAGCGAGGUGGACGUUGUCUCCGUCGAUGUCAGCGGGAGUCUAGCCAGCGUGCAGAACCUGACCGUGGAGAGGAUUAGGGGGUGCAUGGAGGAGGAGAGGCAGUAGUUUUUUCUUUUCUUCUACUACGCUUUCCACUCUCUAUUUUUAUGUUUUUAUUGUCUUCUCUCUCCCUUUUAGCGUUCUACGGUGGCUAUCUUGGUUCUCGUUGUCUAUUUCCUCUUACUCUACUCUACUUACCUUACUGUCUUGUAACUUCCACCCUCCAUCCGUCCUUCAUUUUCCUUCUUUUUCUCGGAGUAGGUAUUGUUUAAAACGUGUGCAUAACUGGGCUGAGAAUUGUCUUUUGUCCUGGCCCCCUGGUGUUCUGCUUGUUGAUAUUGUUCUUCUGGUUAUUUCUAUCCGGUUUUAAUUUACAUAACUCAUCGUGGAAUUUCCUUUCCUUUGUAAUUAUUUCUAAACGGACAAACAAGAAAGCAAACAAGCACGAGUAACAAAAACAA